GAUUAGUUGUGUUUAGUGGCGUACAGGAAAACCGGAGUACUUGAUCAGUUUUAUCAAAGAGUUUGUAAAACUUAACAGAACACUGAUAAAUAAGUAUGGAACCGGCAGAAAGAGUCAUGGAGAGCAAAAAGACAGAGGAAGAAGUGGAGUUGAAGGAGAUCACCACAGCUGAGGACAAAGAGGAUAAGGAAAAGAAGACGACAAAUGCUAAAUCUUCUAACGUUGAAGAGGAAAUUGUAGCAGAAGGGAAUGUAUACUCUACUUUAAGCAACCCAUCUGAGCAUGUAUAUGGUGUGCCCUCUUCAACUCAGUCUUAUAUCAUCAAAGAAGACACAUCACCUGAUAUUCACAGGAAGAUUCGUGUUUACCGCAUGAUUUCACUGAUUCUCUUUGCCAUCUGCGUCCUGUUGAUGAUUGUGGUCCUUGUGCUGUCUGUGAAGUUGACUGGGAAGCAGCCAUGUGAGAUUGUUAAGGACACUGACAGGACUCCACUGGUACAGGAAUGCAGCUUGACAAAAUGCCAAGAGAUUUACAAACAGCAGUUGGUUCAUGUCAGCGAACAGUGUGUGUGCAAUGGUUGUGGCAGGGACUGGUUGCAUUUUGAAGAUUCUUGCUACUUCCUGUCCCAAGACCGUCUCAACUGGCAGAAAAGCAGGGAGGAGUGCCAGAAGAAGGGAGGAGAUCUUGCCAUCAUUACUAAUGAACGUGUGCAGAUGUAUCUGACUGAGAAAGGGAAGUUGCACUACUGGAUUGGGCUAAAUCAUGUGGGGACAAAUCAAUGGGAAUGGAUUAACAACAAUGUAUUGACAGUGAGAUAUUGGGGAGAUGUUUCCUCCAGUGGGGACUGUGCUCUCCUAGCUACCAAUGAACCACCUGCACAGAGCUGGCACCGAUCCUCCUGCAGAAUGUACUUACAGUACAUCUGUCAGAAGAGCUUAGGAUCUCCUUAGCAACACCAGCUAUCAAAAUCACCUGCAUAUCUGCUCAUCAGAACUUAACUCGAAUAAUUAAAACAAUCAUUGAUCUUUUUCUCUAAAAAUGAGUCAAAUGUAGUGAGAAUUGAGCCAUCAGCAUAAAGUGCAUUGCUUUUUUUGCUCAACAUGCAUUACGUAGUUAAGCUUUAAGGGGCAGAAAAAAAAAAGAUUUUCAGAAGCUGUCCAGUUUAUUUGUUAGUAUUAUCACUGAACUAAUUUUUAACUGUUUAUUUGCACUAAAAAUGUCUAAUGUACUCACGAUAUUAUACUAAAAUAUAUGCUUGAAUUUUAAAUACAUUCUCAUUUUUGUAAUGCCUCUGCUUGUAUUGUUUGAUUAAACUUCUACCUUUAUAUUUAACAGUAUUGAUGGCACACAGUUCAAAUUUGUCUACCAAAUACAACAUUUCAAGUAUACAUUUAAAUCCGGUAAAACAUUGAAAUAAUUCAGAAUAAGUUAACUGAACCUCAGUCUAUUUUACGAAUGUCAGUAGUAAAUAUUAUAUAGGUUGUGACAAAAAUGAUUGAUGGCCUAUGAUUUAUGACCUAACAGGUGUAUAUUUGACCUCUGCUUCCUGUCCCCCACACCCCUCCCUCCGGCAGUUGUACAGGAUGUGAUGAGUUGUUUGGUCAGCGGUUCUGUACAGGAAGUAGUAUGAAGUGGCUGUUCUGAUAUCCCCAUGCUGUAGCCGAAACCAUAUGUGUAUUUAAAAGAGUAGACAAAUUCUUAAUCUUUCAUGAUGUACAAUGUUUAAUGGAAAACUGACAUGACAAAAAUAAUGGUAUAAGAAUCGUUUUUUCUCUCAACUCAGACUAAAAAAUUGUGAUUGAUUAAAUAAUUAAUUGGUGUAAUCAUUGAGAUGUUUUUU
Messenger RNA from Xyrauchen texanus (razorback sucker), 1840 nucleotides. RefSeq lists its product as uncharacterized. The transcript has 7 exons. The record is from RefSeq and is a predicted model, not a curated record. The coding region runs from base 96 to 950 and encodes 284 amino acids. Lineage: Eukaryota; Metazoa; Chordata; Actinopteri; Cypriniformes; Catostomidae.